Molecule: messenger RNA, 1716 nt
Organism: Rattus norvegicus (Norway rat)
Lineage: Eukaryota; Metazoa; Chordata; Mammalia; Rodentia; Muridae
Gene: Slc15a5
Product: solute carrier family 15, member 5
Exons: 9
Coding region: 1-1716 (571 amino acids)
Biological process (GO): transmembrane transport
Cellular component (GO): membrane
Molecular function (GO): transmembrane transporter activity
Source: RefSeq, marked provisional
AUGUUUGUUACAGGCUUCAUCAUAAAUGAUGAGAAAGCACCCUUACCCUUACAUGGUGGCCCUGAGCGGCAGAAGACGGUGGGACAUUUGGGGUGUUUCCGAGUUGGAAUCUGCUCGCUUCUGGUGGAGCUGUGUGAAAGGUUCACUUUCUUCGAAGUUGUCUGCAACAUGAUCCCCUUCUGCACAAGGAGGCUUGGCUGCUACAACCACCAGGCAGCCAUUCUCAACUUGUGCUUCAUUGGAGCCUCCGUCCUUACCCCUGUGUUUAUGGGAUGGCUCUCGGAUAGCAAGUACCUCGGGAGGAACAAACUGGUUUACAUAGCCGUGUUUCUACAUUUCCUAGGCACUGCCUUGUUAUCAGUGCUUGCUUUUCCCUCGGAGGAUUUCUACGGAGGCACUUCUCCUGCGUCUAACAUGCCCAUGAAGAAGCGGGCCGGGCUGUUUCAUGUAGCGCUGCUGACCCUCUGCCUGGGCACAGGAGGAAUAAGGGCCGUCGUUUGUCUGCCGGAUGCGUGUGGCCAUUGGGAGCAGGAGUCAAAGAAGCCAAUGUCAUUUUGUAACUGGGCCUCGUGGUCCAUGAACCUGAAUACCGCUGUUGUCUUUCUGGGAGUCUCAAGCAUCCAGCUCUUGGGGUCUGGGGCCGUUAUGAUCCUGCUUCCUUCUCUGUCCGUGUUCACCGCAUCGGUAACUCUUUACAUGACGUACUGCGACCUGAUCUAUGAGCCAGAGAACCAUUGCUCCCUCCCGACCGUCUCCAGGGCGUUUGCUAGGGUCCUGAAAACACGCUGCCUGCUGUACUGCCAUCUUGGGCGAGCCGGAUCAAGUUGGUUAGCCCGUGCCAUGGCAAAACAAGGUGUUUGCCACUGUGAACUCCAGGAGGAAGAGACAGAAAAUGUCUUCUCCGCCCUUUUGUCUCUCUUCAGCUUCCAGCUCAUAUACAGAAUGUGCCUUACGCAGAUUCCUUCGGGAUAUUAUCUUCAGACCAUGCAUUCCAACAGGACCUUGGGCGGAGUCCCUCUGCCAAUUGCGCUAAUGAACGCCAUCAGCCUUCUGCCCUUAUUGACCCUGGGUCCAUUUAUGGAUUUCUUCAGCAACUGUCUACUUCCCUCUAAGAGAGACGGACCGUUCUUGUCAGUGUGCAUUAUUGCUGGUAACAUUUGUGCAGCCUUCUCUGUGGCAGUGGCCGGCUUCCUAGAAAUACACAGAAAACUUGCCCAGGAGCAGUCUCCUUCAGGCAAACUUUCCUCUGUUUCCUCCAUGGCCUGCGUCUAUCUGGUUCCGCAGUACGUGCUGCUUGGAGUGUCUGAGGUCCUGGUAAACCCAGCGGUCUCCACGGUGACACGCAGAGUCGUUCCAAGCACCUUCAGAAGAGCUUCCAUGACGUGUCUGACCCUGUUCCAUGGAUCCGCCUAUUUCGCCGGGGCACUGCUGAUAGAGUUGGUUUAUCUCAUCUCAGAAGGCAAUUGGUUUCCAAACACAUUAAACAAAGGCAAUUUGGAGAGCUUCUUCUUCGUGCUGGCAUCCUUGACGCUGUUGAACAUCCUGGGACUCUGGAGGGUUUUGCCGAGAUGUUGUAAUCUAAAUCAUUUUAAUGCCCAGCGCAUCCAUGGAAAUAAUUGUGAAGAAACUCUUCUCCUCUCUGAAAAGUCUCUCAAGUUUUAUGGCAGUACACAGGAAACAUCUUCGAGUAUCGAUCUUCGGGAGACAGCCUUCUGA